CUUAGACAAUCUGUCAAAUUUGUUUUUGAAGGCGUUGAUUUAUGACAACUCUAAUCUCAGUUUUCAGCCAUUUUAUUUGUAGAAACUAUUUAAUCCGAGUUUUAAUAAUUGGAAUAUUUGAGUUUGAAGUUAUUUUGUAAUCAGCAAGGUUAGCAGCCUGUGCGAACGUCGUCCACUUUGGAACCAGCAGAAUUUGAAUUAUUUCGCGUAACAGUAUGUGAAAUAUUUUCAUGGUAUUAAAACAAUUCGGCAAUCUAUGAGUGGCGUUCGUAAUAAAAUGCAAAAAGGGAAAAGGAGAGUUCGUUCGAGUAAUUUUUCAUUGAAAGAAAAGAGUUUGUUAAUCCAUUUAGCCAGUAAAUACAAAAACGUAUUGGAAAAUAAGAAAACCGAUUCUUUGUGGUCACAAGAAAAAAAUAAAGCCUGGCAUCGAAUUGCGGAGGAAUUUAAUUUUUUGUCGCCAGAUAACACUCAUCGCAACGCGGACACCUUGCGUACAUGGUACAGAAAUAGGAGAAAAAUUGUGAAUUACAAAGCCAAACGUGAAAUGGCCUCGGACAAUGUAAAAGGAGAGACCAUAUACGAACUUGAACACCCGUCAGAUAUUGUAUCCCAUUUUAUGAAUACCUUCUCGAACUGCGAGACUAGCGACGACGAAAAUUUUGAAGAGGCUAAGGCACAAAUAGAAAUGCUUCCGGAGGCAGAGGAACAAAUAAACCUCGAACCCCUAGCAAUGAUUAAAUCUGACAAAGUUUCAAUUUUUGCGGAAAAGCAAAUCUUAUUGUUGGAGAAAAAAAUCGCAAUGGCAGAAUUCCAAAUGGAGGCAGCUAAAAAAGAGCACAUGCUGAAAAUUUCAUUGCUGGAGCUGCAAAUCCAGAAUGAAGAAUUGAAGUUGAAGCAACAUAAGGAUCCUGAAGCGGUCUGAAGGUUGGGUCAAUUUUAAUGUUAAGUUUACAUUUUUUUACUUGAGUGAUAAAGAAAUAAUUACAAAUAAAAUUUUGUUUUAUGCAAAAGACCAACAAAUUGCACAUUUACAAUAUCAUUUUUUAUGUUCAUUGGGAAAGUACAAAACUUUUUGUUUCAUAUUUUGCUUUUGAGAAACCAUCAGCAUACUUUGUCAUAUGAUUUAAAAUUGUUUCUAUCUAUUAUGAAAUAAAGCAGA
Messenger RNA from Cylas formicarius (sweet potato weevil), 1159 nucleotides. Its product is annotated as fibrinogen silencer-binding protein-like. NCBI's taxonomy places the organism in Eukaryota, Metazoa, Arthropoda, Insecta, Coleoptera, Brentidae. Bases 257 to 922 code for a protein of 221 amino acids. The transcript is spliced from 2 exons. The record is from RefSeq and is a predicted model, not a curated record.